Miscanthus lutarioriparius is the source of this 843-nucleotide messenger RNA. NCBI's taxonomy places the organism in Eukaryota, Viridiplantae, Streptophyta, Magnoliopsida, Poales, Poaceae. The record is from the annotation of a GenBank genome assembly.
AUGGAUCUGGUGAACGGCGUGCUCAACUGGGUGGGGACGCCGGCGAUGGUGGCCAGCCUGCUGCUCUUCUACCCGCCCUACUACCUCUUCAAGACGUGCUACUCCUUCCUCUCCUGGCUCUUCCCCGAGGACCUCACCGGCAAGGUCGUGCUCAUCACCGGUGCUUCCUCCGGCAUCGGCGAGCAACUGACCUACCAAUACGCGUUGAAGCGGGCCUCUCUAGCCCUCGUCGCUAGAAGGGAGUCGAGCCUCCGGCAGGACGUCAACUUCUGGGGUUCUGUUCAAACGACGUUCGCUGCCCUGCCUCAUCUGAAGAGGAGCCGAGGGAGAAUCGUGGUGACUGCAUCUGCAACCCGAUGGAAUCCAGUUCCUAGAAUGAGCUUCUAUAAUGCUGCCAAUGCUGCCCUCAUAAACUUCUUUGAGACGCUGCGGACCGAGCUGGGAAACCAAGUCGGGAUCACGGUGGUGACGCCCGGGUGGAUCGAGUCCGAGAUGUCGAAAGGGAAAUACCUCAAGGAGCAUGGCGAAGUGGAGGUUGAUCAAGAAAUGCGCGACGCUCAGAUUGGUCUGUUCCCGGUGGAGUACGCCAAGAACUGCGCCAAGGCCAUGGUGCAAGCGGCGCAGCAAGGCGAGCCAUACCUCACCGUGCCGGCGUGGUUCGGGGCGAUGUACCUGUGGCGGGUGUUCGCGCCAGAGGUCGUCGAGGCCUGUUACCGCCUCCUGUACAUGCACGGCCAUGGCGCCAGGCAGGCCGACACGGCAAGCAGGACGAUGGCCGAGUCUGGCGGCAAGCAGCUGCUGUACCCGACCCCGCUGCAUGCGCUCUGUGGAGAUCAAGAGUGA